AUGUCGCACCACCUUGACGAUCUGGAGGCUGACUCCAUCAGCCUUACCUCAACCUCCGUCUCCACUAGCCGAACUGAUGUAAGUCUACUCUUUCGCUUUACCCUACAAGCGGUGCCCUCAACGCCGAAAAUGUCAGCCCUGUCUUUCUGUUUUGUUUGACACAUACCUUUGACUGUCGGCUUGAGCCGCUCAAGUUGGAGGGUUGGGGGAUCUGCUAAUCUGUUCUCCUAUUUAUCAUAACCAGGCUUCUUAUGUUAUGUACUUAUCGUAUAUCAGUACGCAAGCCAGCAGUCAUCGUAAGGUCGGUGGUCAGCUAUUGGGCUCUUAGGGUGAAAAAUAUUUAUCAACGCUAACAAUUCCGUUCUUUUAAUAAAUGCUUGCCACACCCUAUGCAAAUGUCGCCAUGUCUUCCGUUCUUUGCGAUAUCAAAUGUCCUUGAGGUAUUAUGAAACCCCAAAUGGCUGUCUAGUAGGUUGCUUCCUAAUUUGUCUGGACUUUCGUUAACGACUGUCUUCACGGUCACUUAGGUAAGUUCUGUCAAUAGUAGAAUGCCGCUAAUUGCAGUCGCCCGUUGAGCACCCGGGGCAGGACCGUCGUUCGCCAAGCCACAUUUGGGUUACCAUCAGAGCAUAAGUGCAGCGAUGCAGUAUUGACGCCGGUUCCCACUGGAUUCACUCUAUGUACUGUUUCCAUGAGGGUCGGUUUUCCUUUACAUCAUCUCCAUAUUGUUGCCUGGCCCCGUUUCUUUUCAUUCUCCGUUAGCUUCAUCAAAAGACCUACGAGAAAAGUACUCUUCAGUCGUCUGCAGUGCGUUCUUAAUAACCUCAUGCCAUCUAUCUAGGCUCGAAGGUCUACCGCUAGCCGUUAACCACCACCACCAUCAUCAUUGCUGGACUCUACUCAACCAGUUAUCCUUGAGUGCUGAUUGGUAGGAGCAGUAGCUGAAGAAAAGUGCAUCUCAAGUAAUCCUUCACUUAAUGCUGGACAGCUGGAAAUCUGAACUGCUAGCCCAGAGUCGAACCAUGGCUGACUGAUGACGUCAAAUUGUUCAGAAAUAGCCACUCUGAUCCCCGUGUCUCUUUCUGUGACAACUGGCGAUUGUUAUUUGCUCUUCGCUACUGGACUGCCCUAAGGAUUGAACUGAACUCACCUAGGUCAAAUGCAAACACCCAUUUUCGUCCAGCAAUCAGGACAGGCAGGCACACGCCACUCUUACUUGACGUUGAAACUUCCCGAUUGCAGUUUACAGGACUUGGGCCUGUGGCUCAGGUGGUAGAAUGCAUGACCUUGAGAUGUUCGAUGACAAACUGAAUCGGUUUUAGCCACAAGGUUAUUUGAUCAAGCCAAGUAGGCUACAAAUGGCCAUUACAGUCUUAUUCGACUUUAUAGACAACACCUCUGGCGAAGAAUAUUUCAGCAGCAAUAAGCAGGGGGUCUUAGGAACACCGUCUUCGUUGCAAUCUCACAAAUUUGUGGGCUUACCCCGCUCCUGCAACCUACUGUUAACUUUUUCGUGAACUUCGCCUCCCACGGAAAGGUCUUGUGAUUUCACAUGAAGCGGUUCGAAGUCCAAACCGCAUUGUCUCCUGUUUGUGGAUGCCAAGUGGGUUAGGCAUUUACGUAUCCAAGCCUGUUCCUUAUCAUGGUCUAGCAACUGACUAAUGGCAAACGCACAUCACUGAAUAUCUGCAGGCGCUCCGCUAACUUUUUCUGUCCAGACUUCUUUCAAAACGUUUUGUAAUGUGAGCCAAAUAUAUGUGCCUUCGGGUGGAAUAGGAUGGUCAAUAUGUGAAAGUUAGUCUCUCGCAAUACCACUAUGUAACUGUAUCCCGUGUUUCCCCGCCUUUGAAUAGAUUCAUUAUCUGCUUCCCCGCCAUACUGGACUCCGAAGUUAAUCAAGCGGCCGUUUCUCCUACUUGGCUUACCUUUGUUCCUUUAUUCAUUUUUAAAGCGACCCUACCUAAGACGGAGUUUUUUUUAUCUGUGCGUAGGAUGGUGCCAGCUCUUGCAGUUCGGGCCCGCUGGACAACGGUACCACCUACAGCCGAGGCGAAGUCCCUGAAUUAGGAGAGGUGACUGACCCAGUGCCCAUAAAAUUGCCACAACAACGGGCCUUCUACCGCUCUCAGCCCCUCCUCGUUUAUCGAGGUCACGAUGGUGUUGUAACCGAGCUCGCCUGGUCAAAGAAUCUCUUCCUUCUCAGCACUGGCAUGGACAGACAGGUCCGGCUCUGGCACGUUAGUCGCUGCGAGUGCCUAUGUGUCUUCAGUCACAGCGACACCGUGCCCGCCAUCGUCUUUCACCCAAAGGUUAGUUGGAGAGCUGACAAAGAGGGCCGUAGCCUGGCACUCUCUUUGGUACCUCCUCCUAUCCACUCGCUUUGCCUGCGUCUUUUGUAAUUUCUCUUAUCAUCGCCAAACCGUACGCAUUCAACUGCCUCUACUCCUGUGUUGGAGGCCGAUCAUCGAUCUAUCCUGAUAUCGGGACAGAAAUUGAGGUUCGCGCUCUACCUUGUAGCUCCGCGUCUAGAGCCCAUCCUGGCUGUUUCGUACUAACGAGUAGUCGACCAGGACGGUGGGUCAGUGGACUUGCUAACACUGGAUUGCCAACGAACGCGAUUUCUAACCUCAAGCCCUGCAAACCUGAGGUUGGGUAAGAUUGGAUAACGACGACUAUUGAGCCAGAGAUGACAAUCCCAGUCUCCCCUGCCAUCGUCACUAGUCUUCUUCUUUUCCACUGAAAUGUCACUGGCAAAGAUUAAGCACAGUGAAAAUAUGUUCUCAGUUUUCUUGGCCGGUGAUACUCGAGCCGUGGGCGACGAACGGCCUGAGGUUUGUAUUCGUACCCAGUGAGUCAUUGAGCAUUUGCGAUUACAAGUGACAUACGGAUGUCGGUAGCUUUUUCCUGACCCUGUUCAUCAUGGAGGAAUAAAAUCACUACAACUGACAUACACGCGAGUUCCUCGUUCCACUUCACCCCUUAUCCUUGUCAUCUUGUCGGACCUUUGACUACUUCUCUCUCCCCCUCUCUCGUUCAUUUACUCUUCCAUAUUUGACUUGGUCGGAAGCCACCACCUUCACAAGAGUAUCUGGACUAUUUAGUUCGGUUUUGGGUUAUUUUCCUAAAUUUGCAAAUCAUCCACACCAAUGCCCGUUGUCAAUACAAGCCAACUUACGUCCCUUAGGCAGAUCGGUAUGCCCUUCGUCUGCGAGUAACCUCACUGACCAGAGCAAAGGAACCGGCAAAAUGAACUGUCUCCCUUCCGAUCUGUAUUUUCACUCGUUAUCGGUUGUGGACCUACUGGACUACCUUAUAACAGAAUUCUUCCACAUUCGGGAGGGGAGGGUUUUGCCAAAGUUAUUAUCAUAUUUGGCGUCUUCGGCAGAAAUAGCACAGUGCAUGGUCCCUCCUGAAGGUUGCUCUUGCUGUACCAUUGUCUUUCGGACUCAGCUCUAAUUGAGAUUUUUACAAAAAUUCUAUGGUCCUCCUUAAUCAUCUGAGGGACUCCCGCUUACAAUCUGUCUCCAGUCCGCAUAUACAUUCAGUAAGCAUGUUGGUUACAUUGCCAAGUGUCUCCUUAUCGCCGGCCUUGUCGACCCCUCUUCUCCAUAGGAUGACCGAUACUUCCUGUCGGGCAGUCUGGACGGGAAACUGCGACUCUGGAACAUUCCGGACAAGAAGGUGCGCUUCUGGGUAGACGCGCCCCUACCCUCAUCCCUGCCCGCUUCCGCAAAACUCUCCGCUCCUUCGGCAUCGGGCAUCUUCGAGCCAAAGACCAUCAUUACCUGCGCGUGCUUUGCCUGCGACGGCACCAAAGUGGUUAUCGGCAGCUACGAUGGCCGAGUCAUGUUUUUCAACACAGAGGUGAAUUCUCUUCACUCCCCCUCUCUCUGCAGACUUCUGUCGUUCCGCUGGUCCUCCCCCCUCUUACUACUGCUGCUGUCAUUGUGUCAAAAGACUGACGCCGACUUUUCUGUGUGCAAGGUUGUCUCCUCCUGAGCUGGGGCAUUUGUUGAACAACCUGCCGCGGUAGUUGGAAUGUGCGAUGGCUUCCAGCCAGACACUAGUUUCUGCUAUACUCAUUAGUGUCCGUGCUCUGGGAUUAAAUGGGCUGUCCUUAUAACCAGAACUUCUUUAGGUAAAGUAUAGGGUGUGGGGAAGUUCUGCAGCCCGUAAACAUGUUACCUCCCCUCUCGCAGGCGAAUUCACACCAAGCUCUCAGCAUUUGAGGUGCCGCAUCUACGCCCACCAGGUGUGGAAAUCGCUCGAUAUCCUCUCCCUCAGGACUCUCAGUGUUAGCCUAUUAAUAGUCUGAGCAACUUUCUUUGAUGAGCAUUGCAAGAAGGACAUUUAAUGCGCAGCAGCUUGAGGAUUGCGACUGUUAUCUGAUCGAGUCCUUGAUUUUUAUAAAUGGGCUUGGGAAUUUGAAAUUCAGCUGGGUGAAUGUUAUCUGUAAGGGGGAACCGAAUUGACGGCCCCAAUUCUCAUGGUGGUUCUCCAUAUUGAACCAGAGAUUUUAGUCGUCUCCGUACUUCCUGGAACCGUCCGUAACCCAGCAAUUAUCACCCUGAUGUCCGGCCCCUACGACGGACCACGCGGGAGAUGCGCGGGACCAACACAGACCAAAUUGGGUCACGGCACGCAUCGACCACGCUGCGUAGCGUCCGUGCAUCUCGCCAUUUUUCACAGUGACUUAACGCCUGAUAUGCCGUAUGAAGGUUGGACUCGACGUUUCUAGUAGCCAAACACGCCACCCGAACUAAACGCAGUUCAAUGCCAGUGCAGUCGAGAUUUUGAAUCGAGUUGAUGACAGCGAAACAUGAGUUAUCAGCCCAAGUCAUAGUUGAAGCUAGGGUUGGGCUUAGGUGGGUAUUUCGCCAGUGAAUGCCCACAUUAUUUAUAUUUUCCCACAACAACUGCCACAUCGAGGGUGUGCUGGCACGCAUGGGAGCAGGCUCACACCGCACAAGCCACUUGCGCCCGAUCCCGGCAUCAGAUGGCUGACCGGCUUGGAGAGUAGACUGCUGCCAGGGUGCGGGAAGAAAGUAAGGUCGAGUCUGGGGACUGUAUCCGAACGGCACUUCAGUCCAAAUCCUCACUAUGAACAAUCUGAUGGGCUUUUGAAUCAUCAGGGUGAGCCAAAGGUCGUGACUUAGAAGUCUACCGGCUGACGAGGCUAACACGGCCUUCUCUGGACAGAGAGUCAGGUUGCAAUGGACCCCCUCCCCCUUACUUUGGUCUCAUAGAACUCCCACUCAGAUAGGAUUCGAACCGACUGCUUCUCGUUUCUCUGAGGACCCAAUCUAUCGUUCGCGGACCAGGCAUGUGCGUGGCUUGUGUGGACGGACUGUUUUGACCUCUGUCAACCACUGCGUCCCAUCCCGCCUCCGGUUGUCCUGACUUUGUCCUCCCACCGGAACCAGGCGGGCAAAAUAGGAUGGGGUGCGACAAAUGCAACGAAAAUCUGCUGUCACGCUCAAUUCACCGUCCCUGUGCCCUCCGUGUUGUGGGAUACGGUGGACCUCGUCGUUCACGACGACCAAACUGACAUCAUCUUGGUUUGAAGGUGACCUUUUGUCGAUCUGGUUUCAGGACGGAACGUGUUCAUCCUUUUUUGCCUUGUGCCGCAACUACUUGACGGUGCGCCUUUUCACCGUUGCUCAUGGAAUGUUUUCAGGUGCCUGGAAAUCACGGGUGUUAAGAAAAGAUUGCCGUAGGCAUUAUUGCUGCAUCUUACAGCAUAAAAUGUAUAGGCUUGCAAAUAAGGGUUUAAAUCUUGAAAGACUUAUGUUUUUCUGAAAUAUAUGUGUGUAUUCAAAUCAUACUUGACAUGGUUUAAGCAGACUGAAAAAUCAUGUUUCAAGUUUCCUACUGUCCUUGUGGUUAAGCUGUCAUGAUAAAGUUAAUGUCCUUGACUAGGGAAGCGACACGACACAACAGUUCGACCGUUGUUGCCGAACAUGUUCGCUGUAUGCUCCACAAUAAGGUGAGAGCAGGAACAGUGACUUGCGCGUGAGUUAUUUUGUGGUGGAACUGGACUUACACAGCAUCCACCACACCCAUUUGUUCUCCCCCACCUGGACCCGGUGUCAACACGGAUUCGGGAAAACCGAGAGCUGGAGAAAGCGGAAGUGGCUGGCAUGGCAAAAAUCGUACCUGGACGUACCACCACACCCCUUGGUCCAAAAAAAAAACGCUUGCCAGAAUUAUGUACACCAAAAAUGGUGACGGCUCGAAUCCCAGCUGGCGUCGCGUGAGUCCGCGACUUGGCGUGCUACCACACCCCCCCCCCAAAAAAAAUUGGCAUUUUUUGUGGAUGCGCACUCCUGAUACCGUCUGCCGAACUCCGACCCAGGCUCCUUGCUGCUCCAGCGCAUCUACCCCGUGGCUCGUUCUUGGGAAGCACAUACUACUACAUAGAUAUGGUCUGUGGCAGUCUGAAUGCAGGGCAGCGUUGAUUUUCGUCUGAAAUUACAAAUAAUUUGUUAAUAAAAUAACCUAGCAACAUAUUCUACAUGAGACGAAGACUUUUCUCGUAAUAUGUUAGGUUACUGAGUGAAAUGCACAAACUUCGAUCUACCCACGCUGAUUAUCUGUUGCACUUAUUAUCCCGCUUGCAGCUAACCUACAUUACCUUCAUAAACGUGAAAUCCACAUCCAGCCGUGGUCGCCAGUGUCGCAUCACUGCUAUUGAAGUGGACCCUACGGACUCAAACAAGGUAUUUUUCGCCUUUUGCUCUCGGGUGAAAUCGCAUUUUCAUUCCCCUGGUAGGACGGUUUGAUAGCCGAAAUAAUCCUCGAAAUCAGCCGUUCCACGACCGCCCUCACCUUGGGGGAAAGGGUGGGGAGGGGGGGAGGUACCGGUGACUUGUGCACACUUUUUUCUAUUACAAGAGACUGGCGCAACAUUUAUCGCUCUCCCUCCCCCUCUCACACUUUCCUACCAUACCCAUUGUGUUACAAUAGCAGAGUUAGAUCAGCAUGAGUAGGGAAUUGUUCAGAAAGUUUUGAUCUACUUUGAAAUAGUCCCGGCCUGUGUGUAAUAAGACACAUCUCGUUUCCCUCGCUGGCGGUGUAACGAGACACACCAGCCAACUUUCACUCAAUUUAUCCGCAGUCUGAGGGAUUUCCGGGACGUGCCCGCCAUGUUCUACACAGCCUCUUGGAACCACAAGUAAGGACUGGUAGCGUUCGUGCGAAGUAAUCAUCUAAUGCAGCUAUUGCGUGGAUGUCAAUCCACCAAAGUAACAGCGCCUUUCCACACGCCCCAUUGUUGGUGUCCUGACUAAACCAGCACCAAGUGGAUUUUCGCUUACUCAAAGUGCUCGUCCUGGAAACUUAUUUUGUACUACCAUUCGUAAAAUUCUUGUUUCUGUUCAUUCGAUUGUUUUCAUAAUUAGGUGUGAUCACUGGGUUCAGGGAGCAUUCCGCCAAGAAAUGGGGUUGCCCGUUAACUAAGGACAUUGACAUGGGGAAGGAUUUGCCUGGUAGGUAAAUUGACUGGAUUUUUGCUUAGGCGACCGUUCUUUUAGCAUUCCGUCCAGCUGUCCACUCAUCGCCCAAGCACUUAAAGGCAUUGCUGCGAGGUUAUUAAUCGUUCACUUUUUGCGCUCAAAAUUAAAGCAACAUUCACAGACUCCGAUUGGGUCGGCCCCAAAAAAUAUGCCGGAUCAAUUGCAUCGAACUCCUGAUGUUGGCAAUACCUUCACAACUCUUAGCUAGUUGCACCUCUGACUGUCUUCCUUUAUACUGACUCUCAUUCUGUUCCUUAUAAUGUGACAUAUUCUAAGGGGCAAGUCUGACACAUUUAGGGCCAAGGCUGAUGAUAGGCCCUCUUAAGUUAGUACUUGAAGCUCUCGCCUAAUGUUGUAUGGUAGGAGACGACCCUUGGAUAGCAGUCUGAUUGAGUCGUUGGCAUCCUCCAAAACUUUGCAUUUUCCUGUGUUUUCAGCUUGUCCAGUACCAUAUUCAGUCAAAAACCAGCACUGAGAACUUGUAAAGGAUCUCCAGCCGCCUGACUCAGUUGUCCGUAGCAAUAGACAGUCUCUUUGGUUCCCCGAAAGCCCACGACUAUUUAAGGAUUUUACCUGCUUUUUGUCCUCGCACUUCCUACCUGUGGAUGUAUCCUAGACGAAGGACGUCUGAUUCCGCUAGUAUCUGACCUCUGGGAUGAUCUCCCAGGAGAACUGGCUCCAUGUCAGAUCAGCCAUUGCGUCUACGCCAAACCCCUGUUGCCUUGACUUUGUUUUGCCAUGGGAGCGUUGUAGGUGUGGGACAGGUGAUGUCAGUGUUGUUAAAGUGCCCUUAUAUAUCGACUUAUGCGAUAAUUAUUACUGCUUUCCUGGACGAUUGUAGUUUUCGCCUUGAGACUGAAGAACAAAUGUAUAGUCUUUGGAAGAAAAUCAAUUAACAGGUUUUCCUCCUCCCCCCGCCCCAUUUCUCCCUUUUCAGUUGCUCGUGACCUCUAAUGAUUCAAGAGUUCGCCUGAUCGAUGCCCGCGAUUACCAUACUCUCUGCAAAUACCGCGGCUUUGUCAAUGAGAGCAGUCAAAUUCGAGCUUCCUUCAGGUCAGUCUCAAUGCUUUCGGGCUCUCUCAAUACAUAUUUCUGCUUUCAUGUCACGGGCAGCAUUCUCCCACUAAGUAGUAUUUCCAAAAGCAUGCACUACCCAUUGCGCAUCUCACUGCCUUUCGGUAGGAAAACUUCUGUACGAAGUUCGCCUUUCUCGACGGUCUACGGCUGCUCCAAUUCCCCGCCCCCCUGUUUGCCUUCUUAUCUGAAAUGCUGUCAUUAACUUUAAUCCACAAUUUCCACGCAGUGUGCUUUUUCGAAUCCGAUUUUUGCAAACUUAAUUUCCUAAACUUCCGCCUCGACUGCGUCACCACUUUUGGUAUUUACAAGCCUAAAAUAUGACAUAACCGCGUGGAUCGGUCUUUGUUGUGCAGUCCGGACGAUGCAAGCCUAAUUCUGCCCACUUUCUGUGCACGUUUCGGCAACCGCACCGGUGACGUAGAGAGGUAUCCUUCUGAAUGUCAGUGCGCACUUCGGCCGCUUAGAGCUGGCCUUUCUGCCCUGACUAGUGGUUCCGACUUCCUGACCUUCUUCUUCGGCGUUCACAGCACGAUCGUCUGGGUCCAUAUUAAAAUCCAGCAGGCCGUACAGACGCCACCAAGUAUGACCCUUUUCUCGAGCGAUCGUGUCAGACGCUUGACCUCGCCCGCCUCCUUCGCCUUCUCGGUUCAGAGACAAAUGGUCACUUUUAGUGGAAUUUUGAGAUUUGAUGUCAAAUAAUAUCUUUAGCAGGGUCCAUAGCUAAUUUUAUGCCGACGUCUAUACUUCGUCACGGUCAGUCAGUGUUGGGUGUUUCUGGGACAUUUCCUCAAGCAGAGUAGCAGUUAAUGCUGUCUUGAAAGUAUUCCGAAAAUUGACGGCUACUCAUAAGCCCUCGUUUCGGCGCCGCUGAGUUUCCGCAACAGACUGUUUGAAAAAGAACGCUUAGUCGAAAUUUGGUGACAUUUCCACACAAUGCUCUCUGUCGUAUGGUCCUGAAUUCGCUUCCUAUGUUAGCUGGUGGGUUGUUGCAUUGUUCGUAGUCAAGCUUUUGAUAAUUUGCCUGGAGGUUCGUUUGUCAAAAAGCACGUAACAUCCCAGAGCAAAUUGCCUGCCUGCCUGGGGUGUGUGCUUUCUUCAGACACCAUGAGACCGCUAAGAAUCCGUGGAAAUUGAUGGCCGUCCUAUUUGUUAGUACCCACGUUACUUGACUUUGCCUUCGAUACCAAUGUUCUUGGCUGUUCCCGUCAUGCUACGGUUCACUUUAUUUCACUUCUACCAAUAUCAGCAAUUUGUAUUAAGUAUAAUCCAAGUUCAAACGUACGUGACCGGAAAACAAAGAGAGCCGAGAAUGUGUAAAUUUGGGACUUCUGCUGCUAUGGAGAUUUCCCAGAGGUACCACGCCUGAUUUAGUUGAGACUUCGUCUCGAACAAAGUACUGAACGAAACAGAAAAGUUCAUUUCUGCAGGAAUAUCAUUCCAUUGCUGGCUCGUCAUGUUUCCUUUGUCAUGUCUUACCACAGCCCAACAGCUCGGUACAUAAUUUCCGGCUCAGAAAACUGCUUCUUCUAUAUCUGGCGCAAGCAGUUGGACUUCCUAAAUGUCUCUCGCUUCUCCACCUCUCGCAAAGACCGCAACAAUUACUGGGAAUCCAUCAAAGCUCACGAUGCCGCGGUCACAGUGGCCAUAUUUCUGCCGAACCCAGGUCUUCUAUUGGACAAGCGCCUGCGUCGAUGGAAUUCGGCUCGUCGUCGGACUGGUGGUGACCUCAGGCUGCGUUCCUACCACGGCGAUGGCAAGGCAGGCAUAGGUCCCAACUCACGGCACAUGCCAUACCUCGGCGAGGUGAUAGUCUCGGCGGACUCCAGGGGUUGCAUCCGUGUCCUGAAGAAUCGUGUUCACAAUGCCGCGGUGUCAUCUGAGUCGGGGGCCACUUAA
Molecule: messenger RNA, 10487 nt
Organism: Spirometra erinaceieuropaei
Lineage: Eukaryota; Metazoa; Platyhelminthes; Cestoda; Diphyllobothriidea; Diphyllobothriidae
Source: the annotation of a GenBank genome assembly